This is a messenger RNA of Trematosphaeria pertusa, 1616 nucleotides long. RefSeq names its product DHS-like NAD/FAD-binding domain-containing protein. NCBI's taxonomy places the organism in Eukaryota, Fungi, Ascomycota, Dothideomycetes, Pleosporales, Trematosphaeriaceae. The coding region runs from base 128 to 1519 and encodes 463 amino acids. Gene Ontology annotation, biological process: pericentric heterochromatin formation; regulation of DNA repair; replication-born double-strand break repair via sister chromatid exchange. Gene Ontology annotation, cellular component: mating-type region heterochromatin. The record is from RefSeq and is a predicted model, not a curated record. The transcript has 3 exons. Gene Ontology annotation, molecular function: NAD+ binding; histone deacetylase activity, NAD-dependent.
GAAUUGUACUCGAUCGGUUGCCAGGCAUUCGAGACCCGACCUUAAUCAAUUGAUUCAACUCGUCUCCACCCUCCCAGCGUUCUGGGAUCUUUUUUGCCCUCGCUCGAUCAGCGUCGUCCUCUGUUCGAUGCAACGCACUCCCCCACCGCAGCGCACCGUCACCGAUCCUCUCAAUGAGAUCGAUCCUGCCAACAUCAUUGACCCCAACCAGCGCUCGUCGCGUCUGCCAUUGACAUCCACUCACCCUCAACAUGCUUCGCUCACCCAUCUGCUCUUAGGUAACAUCGGUGAAGAGCCGCGCGGCUCGAGACGCGAUCAGAUGCGCUCCCCUACUCCCCCAACAACACCUGGUCUAUCUGGUGGCCGACCAAUUCGCUCUCCGACUAGCCCUGGCGGCAUUGUGUCGUGCUCUCCAUCUUCCGCUGGCGGUCGCUCCGAAUCUUCGUGGGAGGGCUUCGCUGACUCCCCAGAAGAGCACCCACAGCGGCGCGAGAGGUCUGGAUCUCCAAUGAAUAUUGAUCCUCCACAUACCCCGACACCCUCUCGCCAGCCUGGUCCCCCAAAUAACCCAAGGGGAGUCCCCAAGAAGCGCACCACCGCACGGCUGGACCUGCUACAAAGCCCGCCCGCGGACCUUAAGCCACUGAAAGACCUUUUAGAGAUGCUACGCAGCAAGAACAAGAUUGUUGUUAUUGCGGGCGCCGGCAUCUCUACCUCAGCUAGAAUUCCCAACUUUCGUUCUCGCUCUGGCCUCUUUCAGAAUCUCGGCAAGGACCACAAGGGGAUCUCUGCUGGAAAAGACCUCUUUGACGCGUCCGUGUACCAGACUGAAGAGUCCGUAUCAUUAUUCCACGACACGGUGCGAUAUCUGUCAGAACUAACAAGGAAGGCGAGACCCACCAAUUUCCACCUCCUACUAGCGAAGCUUGCUAAAGAAGGCCGAUUGCUACGUCUGUACACCCAAAAUAUCGAUGGCAUUGACGUCGCGCUGGAAGGUCUAAACACCCAGGUUCCUCUCCCUGAGAAAGACCCUUGGCCAAAGACUAUCCAGCUGCACGGAGGCUUUGACAAGAUGGUAUGCUCAAAAUGUCAUGGAAUAUCACCUCUUCAAGCCGAGAAAUUCAUCGGUCCAGAGCCUCCUGCAUGCCCAACCUGUCUAGAGAAUGACAGGGGUAGGAAGGAAGCCGGAAAGCGAAGCCAUGGCAUUGGCACGCUUCGUCCACGUAUGGUCUUGUACAACCAGCACAAUCCAGACGGCGAAGCUAUUGGGUCGUGCGUCAGUGCUGGUCUGCGCAGGCGGCCUGACGCUGUCAUCGUUGUCGGUACGGCCCUGUCGGUUCCUGCCGUUCGACGCACCACUCAAGAUAUGUGUGCUACAGUUCGCGACCGCCGUAAUGGCAUGAAUAUCUGGAUUAAUAUAGACUCUGAGCCGAGGCAACAGCUUGCGAAUCUCUUGGAUUUUGUAGUGAAGGGUCCUUGCGACAAGGUGGCCCAAUUGGCGCUUCAGACUUGGGAUUGAGUCUCCCGAACUACUAUUCCCUCGAACUUUUCUCGCAAGGAAGCACGGGCGUUUUAGGACGGCGCUAAGGAGACACUAAUACAGAGAGAGUUAGUCU